GACUACCUGAAAAAGACAGUGGUGAAACGUGGCUUGGAUUUGCCCUAUUUGUUGUUUUUCUAAUCAAGAAACAAGAAACUUUCAUGACGGUCGGUACAAUACUUUCUGUGACUUUUACACUGGUCAAGGUUGUCUUAAAAAUCCCCUUGAGAUAGAAACCUUCAAUGGCUUCAAGGUUGGGUCUUAUGGACUUUGUGCCUAUGUGCCGAAGACAAGGUUUGGAAAUCAAUUGGACAGAGCAAGUCAUAUUGAAGCUUCAAUUUCGACAGACAGAUCGGAUGUGGAGGUGCUAGAAUGUGGGCUGCAUGUAAUAUUUAACAAAGUUGUGGCAAGAUCUACUCAAGAUUUAGUUGAUACAUCUAAUGAACACCUAAACUUGACCUCUAUUAAACAUUACAAGCAUAUACUAGAGAAAGCAAGUGAGUUGGAAAGAUCCGAUGAUGUCCAUGAACUUCAACCAUAUUCAAGUCCCAAAAAGCAAGUCUUCGGAACUUUGCAUCUUACCAGCCAGCUGAAAAGAGAUUUACGAUCCUUGCUUUCAACGAUGAUUCAGGGAAGCCAUGCCAGUAAAUACCAUUUCUUUUUUGGAUUUUCUUUGAAAGGAUUUCAAACCUGUUGGUUUUUCCAUCAAAGUGUAGGCAGCAUGGUAAUUUGCUACAUUCCACCAAACUUAUUUGAUAACAAGUCAUGGAUUGGAUUUAGUCUUUAUGUUACCCUAAAAGGGCAUCCAUAUGAUCUGCUCAACAAUGAUAAUGAUUCAGUAACUCCUCAUUCACUUUAUAUAGACUUGCAUACACAUGGAAGUAGUAUAUCACAUGUAGCCACGGUUACUCUCCCUAUCGAUGCUAAAUAUUCAAAUCAACUUUUAUUGUUUCAUGCGCCACAACAGUUUUUGAAAGAAGAGUUGAAUCAUUGUUGGGAAGUAAGUGCUUUUUUAAGGACCGGUAACCCAGAUGUGGAGGUUGAAAUGUGUGGGAUUAGAGUAGUAUAUAAGCAAGAUUUAGGAGAUUUGAUUGAAAUGAUAUUUGAAUGUGCAUUGGGCGGUCCAAACGAUGAACAUCAUCAUCGAUUAUGUUAGCAAGCAUAUAAAAAGGCAGUUGAAGGUUUCCUCAGUGCAAUUGAAUCUAGUGAGCCUAAGAUAAUUAAAGAAGAAAUUUAUAAGAAUCUAGAAAAAGUAAGAGAAUUCGAGAGAUCCAUUUAUGUCAAUGAACUUGAAUCCGAUCCCAGUUCCAGAAAUAAAGUCUUGGGAACUUUGCAUCCUACCAGACAGCUGAGAAUAGAUCUAGAAGCCUUGCUUUCAAG
This is a messenger RNA of Ziziphus jujuba (common jujube), 1302 nucleotides long. RefSeq lists its product as uncharacterized. The transcript has 2 exons. Bases 545 to 1078 code for a protein of 177 amino acids. Lineage: Eukaryota; Viridiplantae; Streptophyta; Magnoliopsida; Rosales; Rhamnaceae. The record is from RefSeq and is a predicted model, not a curated record.